Molecule: messenger RNA, 1602 nt
Organism: Morchella importuna
Lineage: Eukaryota; Fungi; Ascomycota; Pezizomycetes; Pezizales; Morchellaceae
Exons: 7
Coding region: 1-1602 (533 amino acids)
Biological process (GO): carbohydrate transport; transmembrane transport
Cellular component (GO): membrane
Molecular function (GO): carbohydrate:proton symporter activity
Source: RefSeq, a predicted model, not a curated record
AUGUUUGGAAAAAGGUUUUUUGGCCUUAGAGGACCUAAACUCAACUAUGCAAUUAGUAUUAUAGCUGGAAUAGAUUUCCUCUUGUUUGGGUAUGAUCAAGGAGUCAUGGGUGGACUCUUGACCCUCAAGAGCUUUACCAAAGUAUUCCCCGAGAUGGACACCUCUGAGAGUCUUCCUGCACAUGUAAGAUCGCGAAAUGCAGAGGUUCAAGGCGUUGCGAUCUCCAUGUACAACAUCGGGUGUUUCUGCGGCGCAUUGGCUUGUCUCUAUCUUGGAGAUAAGCUUGGUCGAAGGAAGACGCUUUUCACUGGGGCGAUGAUCAUGGUCAUUGGAGCUAUCCUCCAAACUACUGCGUAUUCUUUGGGUCACUUUAUUACUGGACGGCUCGUGACAGGAUUUGGAAAUGGCCUCAACACUGCUACCGUCCCUGUAUGGCAAUCAGAAUGCUCGAAAUCUCACGACCGUGGAAGGCUUCUUAUGAUUGAAGGUGCUCUGGUAACUGGUGGAAUUAUGAUAUCGUAUUGGAUCGACUUUGGUUUCUCGUUUUUAGAGCCCUCGGAGAUCUCCUGGCGAUUUCCAAUCGCGUUCCAAAUUGUUUUUGCAUUAGUUAUCGUCAUAUUCAUCCUGCCUCUCCCCGGGUCACCACGUUGGCUAUUGUUGAAAGGACGUGAGACCGAAGCUUUAGAGGUCUUGACAGCCCUUGACGACGUCCCGGCCGAUGACCCCCAAGUCAUGGGCGAGCUAGCAGAGAUCAAAACAGCUCUUGAAGAAACUGCUGCCGCUACAUUUAAGGAUCUAUUCACCAUGGACGAGAACCGUAAUUUCCACCGCGUGGUCCUAGGAUAUAUGAUUCAGGUGUUCCAGCAGAUCUCAGGUAUCAAUUUGAUCACAUACUAUGCAGCAACUAUAUACGAGCAAUACAUCCAUCUUGAACCACUACUCGCAAGAAUCCUAGCGGCCUGCAAUGGGACUGAAUACUUCUUGGCAUCAUGGAUCUCUGUCUUUAUCAUUGAGAAAGUUGGGCGAAGAAAGCUAUUACUGUGGAGUACAGCGGGUAUGAGUGCCUCCAUGGCAAUUCUUGCCAUCAUGACCAGUAUCGGAGGAGGCGCCACUGGAAUUGUUGCUGCGAUUUUCUUGUUCGUCUUCAAUACUUUCUUUGCCGUUGGCUGGCUUGGAAUGGCAUGGCUAUAUCCAGCAGAGGUCACGCCUCUACGUAUCCGUGCCAGGGCCAAUUCCCUCUCUACUAGCGCCAACUGGAUCUUCAAUUUCAUGGUGGUAAUGAUUACUCCUGUUGCCUUCGCAAACAUCCAGUACCGCACCUACAUAAUCUUCGCUGUGAUCAACGCCGCUAUCAUCCCCUGCCUCUACUGGUUCUACCCUGAGACUGCGUACCGCUCCCUCGAAGAGAUGGACAACAUCUUCAAGAAAAGCAAGAGCAUCUGGGACACUGUCCGCAUUGCAGCGCAAGAGCCACUGCGCCACGGAAAGCAUGGUGAAUUAUUGGUCAUUCCUGAUGCCGAAAGGAGAGCGAGCGAUUUGACCAAGACCGAGUCAAAGGCGGAGCAUCGCGAGUAUAUUGAUGGCUCUUCUGAGACGAUCUAG